Molecule: messenger RNA, 1912 nt
Organism: Phycodurus eques (leafy seadragon)
Lineage: Eukaryota; Metazoa; Chordata; Actinopteri; Syngnathiformes; Syngnathidae
Gene: glis1a
Product: zinc finger protein GLI4
Exons: 9
Coding region: 199-1485 (428 amino acids)
Biological process (GO): regulation of transcription by RNA polymerase II
Cellular component (GO): nucleus
Molecular function (GO): DNA-binding transcription factor activity, RNA polymerase II-specific; RNA polymerase II cis-regulatory region sequence-specific DNA binding
Source: RefSeq, a predicted model, not a curated record
CCUGGCUCGACCUGAUUUGCGACGCUUUGACUCGCUCAUACGGACCUCAGCCUCAAACGCCAGGUGACAAGCAGAUGUUGCGUUACGUGUCAUUGCACAUAAGAUGUCUGACUGUGGGGAUCCCACAUGUUGAAGAUGUGACUCUCGAGAGCCGAGAGAUGUUCGACACGGCUUGACGGCAUCCAAUCAACACCCAAAAUGUGGCCUCCAGACUUCAGACCCCCGGACUUCGGACCUCCGGACGCGCAGAUGACUCUUCGCGGUUUCUUUGAAGAUGUGGAGGACCAACAGGGACCGCCAUAUUCUGGGGUUCAGUCAUCCAUCCUCUCGGGUGGUGCUGGGGUGUGCUGUGCACCUAGGACUACCCUGUCCUCUCUGGACCUCACCUGCAGGUCCCACCCUAACAAAACCAAGGCGGAAUUCUCCACCAGUCCUAAAACCUCCCAUGUAUUCUGCGUUAGUUCCCAACCGACCCUUCCUGUAUCCUACGUUCUCCCUGGUUGGGCCACAUCUAAAAAACUCCAGGAGGACCGUCUCUGCAUAAAACAAGAGCCAACAGGGGACAUGUUCCAUGAGCAGCCAUGUCUUUGGACUGACUGCAGUGCCACCUGCAGGAGCCGGGAGGAACUGGCGAGGCACAUAGAGAAGGUGCACGUGGACCGGCGUAAGGGUGAGGAGUUCGCCUGCUUCUGGGCUGAUUGCGUCCGAUGCAGAAAGCCUUUCAAUGCACGCUACAAGCUGCUCAUCCACAUGAGGGUGCACUCUGGGGAAAAGCCCAACAAGUGCAUGUUUGAAGGCUGCUCCAAAGAAUUUUCCCGUCUGGAGAACCUGAAGAUCCACCUGCGGAGCCACACGGGGGAGAAGCCAUACAUCUGCCAGCACCUCGGUUGCUUCAAAGCCUUCAGCAAUUCCAGCGAUCGAGCCAAGCACCAGCGAACGCACCUCGACACGAAGCCAUACGCCUGCCAGAUCCCGGGGUGCACCAAGCGCUACACUGACCCAAGCUCUCUGCGGAAACACGUCAAGACUCAUUCAGCCAAAGGCAUCCAAGAGCCCAAGAUUCACAUGUACGCGGUACCAGAAUCGGACCUGUUCAACAGCUCAGCUUUUCCAGGCUUAGACAACUUCCCAGGUUCUUCCACUAACGGAGAGAGCUCGGACCAUGUGCCCCUCCAAGCCGACAUCCACUCUCUUGGCAUGGGAGGAAGCUUCCACGGGAGGAACACACUGUUUAUGGCCUCAACUGACACCCCACUGCAACAACAACACGCGUUUCCAGGGGGACUCUUUGGGGAGAGGAGAACAUCUCGGCCACCUGGUGAAGGAGGUUUUGCUGAACCUGCCGCAUGUUUCCUGCAAGCCUCGACAGCACCCCCUGCAGCGUUUGACUUGAUGCACGACCUGGACGACGACAACUUCCUGUUCCAGACGGGAGCUGUGGAACGCCGCCCCUCUCGCGUGGACGCCGUCUACCUGGACUCGUGACCGCCAACCUGGAAAAAAAAAACUCAAGCUCGACAUCUUUGCGGGUUGGUUUUUGCAACUGUUAUGGUAUUUCUGAAUAUAUUUACUCAACUGCAGAUGAGGGAUGGCCGUUAUUUUUUUGUGCCAAAAAAAUAAAAGCUGUUUUUUUUCCCUUCAAAUGUUCGCCUUUAAAAGCACUUUAAAUAUUAUACAUUUAUGUCAAUAAAAUUACCGCAACAUGCUAGGUUCAAUUAGCAAUAUAGCGAGUUUGUGCAACAGCUAACGUUUAGGCUUUGAUAACAUCUUUAUUCAUCUUCUCACCAAAUAUAAAAAGUGUGCCUCCAUUGGUCGUCAUUUUUGUUUGUUAUGUAGAACUGUUGCUCCCUAGUGUGCAUGUAUCUAAACACAUUACAUAUGCAUGGUCAACUUGAUACUGCAGGGUCAUACG